ACAAUUAUCAUUAGUCGUCUUCAGCCGCCGCUCGCCUGAGCUUUUGUUCAUCUCCCCCCGAUUUUAAGCUACUCAACUUUCUGAGAUUAAUCAAAUGGAGAUGGAGUUUGAAUCAAGGUACGAAAUUAACCGGACGGUAGAGUUCAUAAUCAGCAAAAGUUUCACCAGAAUAGCUUUACAGUUCCCAGAUGAAUUGUUGAAGGAAUCAACUAAGGUCGUGCGUGCUCUUAAGAGCAAACUUAAGGAGAUGAAUUCUGAAAAUGACAGAGAAGUUAGGUUCUUUGUUAUGGCGGACACGACUUACGGUAGCUGCUGCGUUGAUGAAGUUGGAGCUUUGCAUAUUGAUUCUCAAUGUGUUGUCCACUACGGACAAACAUGUCUUAGCCCGACAUCGGUUCUUCCAGCAUUCUUUGUUUUUGGUAAAGCAUCCAUAAAUGUCUCGAGCUGCGUUAAGCAUUUGCUUGAUUACAUGUCUAAGAGCGAUAAGCCUGUUAUGAUUCUUUAUGGACUAGAAUACGCUCAUGUGAUUCCUUCUAUUCAAGAAGAGUUAAGAUUAUCGAAGCCCAAGUCUCAGUUGAAAUUCUAUGUAGCCGAUGUCUUGUGUUCAUUCAUUAGUCCAUCCAAGGAUCCUAGAGAAUCCAUGGAGCAUCCAGUACCAUCUGGCGAAGAUAGCUUGUCCUCAUCUAGAAGCUAUAGAUUAGGAGGGUUGACUUGGGACUUACCAGAAGGAAGCAAAAUCGAGGACUAUUUGCUUUUCUGGAUCGGUUCUGACAAUUCAGCUUUUGCUAAUGUAGUACUCACCUUCAAUGGCUGUGACGUAGUCAGAUAUGAUGCUGAAGAAGAUUCUUUGGUUACAGAGUUUACUCAACAGAGAAGGAUACUUAAAAGACGAUAUUACUUGGUGGAGAAAGCUAAGGAUGCGAAUAUUAUAGGCAUCUUGGUGGGGACUCUUGGUGUUGCUGGUUACCUUCACAUGAUUCACCAUAUGCAAGCACUCAUAUCUGCUGCUGGAAAAAAAUCUUACAUUCUUGCCAUGGGACGGCCUAACCCUGCCAAACUUGCAAACUUCCCGGAGUGCGAUGUUUUCAUUUACAUCUCAUGCGCCCAAACGGCUCUUCUAGAUAGCAAAGAGUUCAUGGCACCUGUCAUCACUCCAUUUGAAGCCAAUCUUGCUUUUAGCAGAGGGAGUGAAUGGACAGGUGCAUACCUAAUGCAUUUCCAAGAUGUGAUUAUCAACUCUUCGAAACCAGAAUCAGAAGCAGAGAACGGGUCAGAGGAGGAGCCACGCUUCUCUUUCUUUCAGGGUGGUUACGUAGAAGAUCACAAUACAAACGAUGAAGCUGAGAAUGGUGAGGAAGAGACAAUGGCGUUGGUACAAGCUGCAGAGAAAGCAUUGCAAUUGAGAGGCAAAGAUCAUAACCAACUGGCGAAACAAACCGCUGCAAAAUCAGGACCUGAGUAUUUCCUCAACCGUGCUUACCGUGGUCUUGAGAUAAACAGCGACAAUACUAAGCCGGAGCCAUUCUUAGUAGGGAGAAGUGGCAAGGCAUCCGGGUACAAGCACGAGUAACAACUCCAAGAAGAAACAUUCCUCUGCUUGAUCCUUUGAUUUGAUCAAGAGCCUGACCGGACAAUUUUGAGUUUUGUUGGAUUCAUUUUGUUUGAUGCUCUUACGUAUGUCAGAAAAGGAGUAAAAGGUAACAUUGCUUGUGUCUGUUUUCUCCAGAGAGCUGUUGGUCUCAAGCAAAGUAAUAUUUUGAAGCUUAGAGCAUAUUUCAAUUGCAAUAGUUAAAUUGUGCAA
Messenger RNA from Brassica napus (rape), 1801 nucleotides. Its product is annotated as 2-(3-amino-3-carboxypropyl)histidine synthase subunit 2. Gene Ontology annotation, biological process: protein histidyl modification to diphthamide. The record is from RefSeq and is a predicted model, not a curated record. The transcript is spliced from 10 exons. Bases 95 to 1570 code for a protein of 491 amino acids. Lineage: Eukaryota; Viridiplantae; Streptophyta; Magnoliopsida; Brassicales; Brassicaceae. Gene Ontology annotation, molecular function: 2-(3-amino-3-carboxypropyl)histidine synthase activity.